Messenger RNA from Humulus lupulus (European hop), 1149 nucleotides. RefSeq lists its product as uncharacterized. The record is from RefSeq and is a predicted model, not a curated record. Gene Ontology annotation, molecular function: hydrolase activity. Lineage: Eukaryota; Viridiplantae; Streptophyta; Magnoliopsida; Rosales; Cannabaceae. The transcript has 4 exons. Bases 73 to 1032 code for a protein of 319 amino acids.
UGAUUGAAGUUGGAGUCCUUUUACUCCUGAGAAAAAAAGAAAAAACAAAGAGGAGCAAAGGGUUCAAGUACCAUGACAGAGGUGACUCACCAAAUAAUCAAAACCAAUGGAAUAAAUAUCCACAUAGCCGAGCAAGGAGAAGCUGGACCUCUGGUGCUUCUUCUCCAUGGCUUCCCUGAACUCUGGUUUUCAUGGCGCCACCAGAUGGCCCAUUUGGCUAAACACGGCUACCAUGUUGUUGCCCCUGACAUAAGAGGCUAUGGUGACUCUGAUUCUCCUCUAUGUACCAAGUCCUACACUCUUGUCCACCUAGUGGGAGACAUAGUUGGCCUGCUCGACCAUUUCGGUGAAGAACAGGCAUUUGUGGUUGGACAUGACUUAGGUGCGUUCAUUGGGUGGCAUCUUAGCCUGUUCAGGCCAGAUAGAGUGAAGGCUUUGGUUGCUCUCUCUGCUCCUUACUUUUCAAGAUCUCAGAAUACUCGAAGUCCUGAAUCUUUCAGGCGAAUGAUUGGAGAAGGGUGCUAUAUUUGGCAAUUUCAGGAGCCAGGAAGAGCUGAGAGAGCAUUUGCUAGGUACGAUUAUCUGACAGUAAUAAAGAAGUUCUUGCUUAUGACUAAGAGAGAUUAUCUUGUUGCUCCUCAUGGAAUGGAGAUUAUUGAUUAUCUGGAGACACCAGCAACUUUGCCGCCAUGGAUAACUGAAGAGGAACUCCAAGUAUACGCUGACAAGUUCCAAGAAUCAGGUUUCAGUGGACCUCUCAAUCAUUUUCGUGCAAUGGAAUUGAACUGGGAGCUCGUGGGACCAUGGGAAGGAUCAAAGAUAGUUGUCCCAACAAAAUUCAUAGCAGGUGAUAAGGAUAUUGGUUUCGAUGUUAUGGGCACAAGAGAAUAUGUGAAAGGAGAAGUUUUCAGGAGUCUUGUUCCAAACAUUGAAGUUGUUAUUCUAGAUGGUCACCAUCAUAUUCAACAAGAGAAAGCACAGGAAGUUUCCAACGAAAUUCUCUCUUUCCUUAAAAAAUUUUCAGCUAAUUAGAGUUUGAUUGUGUCCUUUUAAGUUCAAAGAACAUUUUUCACUGUCUAGCUUAGAGAAUGUUCCUUUUCUAUGAGUAUUUUCACAUUAGCCAAAAGUUAAAAGAGAGUUUGACAAGCA